This is a messenger RNA of Carassius carassius (crucian carp), 1757 nucleotides long. RefSeq names its product RNA 2',3'-cyclic phosphate and 5'-OH ligase (gene rtcb). The record is from RefSeq and is a predicted model, not a curated record. The transcript has 12 exons. The coding region runs from base 113 to 1630 and encodes 505 amino acids. Gene Ontology annotation, molecular function: RNA ligase (ATP) activity. Gene Ontology annotation, cellular component: nucleus; tRNA-splicing ligase complex. Lineage: Eukaryota; Metazoa; Chordata; Actinopteri; Cypriniformes; Cyprinidae. Gene Ontology annotation, biological process: tRNA splicing, via endonucleolytic cleavage and ligation.
AUAAAGUAAGAGAAGAAGAAGCCGGAAGUCUCCACAAAAAGAAGAUCCGGAGACGCGUGUGAAGAUAGUUUGCUGUCAAAAGUGCGUCUGUUAUUUAUAUCUAUAGUUAAAAAUGAGUCGCUCUUAUAACGACGAGCUUCAGUAUCUGGAUAAAAUCCACAAAAACUGCUGGCGGAUCAAGAAGGGCUUCGUGCCGAAUAUGCAGGUGGAGGGUAUUUUCUAUGUGAAUGAUCCUCUGGAGAAACUCAUGUUUGAGGAGCUGAGGAACGCCUGUCGUGGUGGAGGGUUCGGUGGUUUCUUGCCUGCUAUGAAGCAGAUUGGAAACGUUGCCGCUUUGCCAGGAAUCGUACAUCGCUCCAUCGGUUUACCUGAUGUCCACUCUGGAUACGGUUUUGCGAUCGGAAACAUGGCAGCGUUUGACAUGGACAACCCAGAGGCCGUGGUGUCUCCCGGUGGCGUGGGGUUUGACAUUAACUGUGGCGUCCGUCUGCUGAGGACGAACCUGGACGAGGGAGACGUGCAGCCGGUCAAAGAGCAGCUGGCACAGUCCAUGUUUGACCACAUUCCCGUCGGAGUCGGAUCCAAGGGCGUCAUUCCCAUGGGAGCAAAAGAUCUGGAGGAGGCUCUAGAGAUGGGUGUGGACUGGUCUCUGAGGGAAGGAUACGCUUGGGCCGAGGAUAAAGAGCACUGUGAGGAAUACGGCCGGAUGCUGCAAGCCGAUCCCAACAAAGUCUCAUCCAAAGCCAAGAAGAGAGGACUGCCACAGCUGGGGACGCUGGGAGCUGGAAAUCACUACGCCGAGAUUCAGGUGGUGGAUGAGAUCUUCAACGAUUACGCCGCCAAGAAGAUGGGCAUCGACCACAAGGGGCAGAUCUGUGUGAUGAUCCACAGCGGCAGUCGAGGCCUCGGCCACCAGGUGGCGACAGAUGCUUUGGUUGCGAUGGAGAAGGCGAUGAAGCGGGAUAAUAUCAUCGUGAAUGACCGUCAGCUGGCCUGUGCUCGCAUCACGUCUCCUGAGGGUCAGGACUAUCUGAAGGGCAUGGCGGCCGCCGGCAACUACGCCUGGGUCAACCGCUCCUCCAUGACCUUCCUCACUCGACAGGCCUUCUCCAAAGUCUUCAACACUACACCAGACGAUCUGGACAUGCACGUCAUCUACGACGUCUCGCACAACAUCGCCAAAGUGGAAGAGCACAUGCUGGAGGGCAAACAGAAGACGCUUCUCGUGCACAGGAAGGGUUCGACGCGAGCCUUCCCGCCUCACCAUCCACUCAUACCUGUCGACUAUCAGUUGACCGGUCAGCCGGUUCUGAUCGGAGGAACCAUGGGCACCUGCAGCUACGUGCUGACGGGGACGGAGCAGGGCAUGACGGAGACGUUCGGCACCACGUGUCACGGCGCGGGUCGAGCUCUGUCCAGAGCCAAGUCCAGACGCAACCUGGACUUCCAGGACGUUCUGGAUAAACUGGCAGACAUGGGCAUCGCUAUCAGAGUGGCGUCACCCAAGCUGGUGAUGGAGGAGGCUCCUGAAUCCUACAAGAACGUCACGGAUGUAGUGGACACGUGUCACGACGCUGGCAUCAGCAGGAAGGCCAUCAAGCUCAGACCCAUCGCUGUGAUUAAAGGCUGAAACGACUCACACGUCCAGCUCUUAUGAAGGAGGCGCAUGCAUUAUUGGUUUAAUUUCGGGUUUAAGGGUGAACAUGUUUACACAGUGGAAUAAAAGCGUUGCAUCAGUGCCUUUGCUUGUUUUCCUG